AUGCUGGUAGCUGGAGAUCAGCUGUCCCUCUUAUGCCCACGACGUGUGAAACCUGCAACUGAUCUGACGUCGAAGCUCUGGAACUCGACAGACACUGACUUUCCUCAUCCUACCAUUCUACGCAGCAUAUACACGACAAUGGCGCUAUCACGAGCUCAUGGACCCGUGAGGAACUGCCUGCGCCAAUUGGCGUCCUCGGAGGGAUCCUCCCUCCAGACCCUCUCCCGCCGGCCGAUCGCCUCGAUAGCUGCCGCUCAGCCCCUCCCCCGCUGCUUCUCCAGCUCGCCCGCUCUUCUAAAGAAGCGCAAGAUCGCGGCCGCGAGCAACAGCCCCAAUGCCAAGGCUGCGGCCGGGACUGUUAACAAGGCCGAGUACGACACGGAGGCGGGCAGCGGCGCUCAGCCUAACCCGGAAGAUCCUCUCGACUUUAGCUCCGUGGUAGCGGCAUACGCACCCAUUGAUGCCCACUUCAAGACGCAGUUGGCGGGCAUGGUUCACGGAGGACGCUUCAACCCUACAAACCUUGGCUCCCUCCCCGUGGCCGUCAAGGACCCCGAGGCCGGAGACGGAUCGUUCCCGCUGCGGGAGCUCGCGCAGGUGGUGCCCCGUUCUGGCCGGACAAUCUCGCUGCUGGUGCACGACAAGGCCUACAUCAAGCCCAUCAUGUCGGCGGUGCAGUCGAGCCGUGAGUUCAACCAGCAGCCGCAGCGGUCCGAGGACAACGAGCUCGAGCUGCUGCUCAAGGUGGAGCUGGAGCGCAAGGACGACGUGGUCCGCCGCAUCAAGGAGGCCGUGCAGCUGUGGAAAGACCGCAUCCGCCAGGCGAGGUCCAAGCAUGAAAAGGUGCUCAAGGACUGGAAGAAGACGGGCGCCGUGCUGCCCGACGUGGUCAAGAAGGCUGAGAAGGAGCUGCAAAAGGUCCAGGACAAGAAGAUGAAGGAGAUUGACCAGGAGGAGGCCCAGACCAUCCGCCAGCUGUAG
Messenger RNA from Fusarium keratoplasticum, 981 nucleotides. RefSeq lists its product as uncharacterized. Gene Ontology annotation, molecular function: ribosomal large subunit binding. Bases 1 to 981 code for a protein of 326 amino acids. The record is from RefSeq and is a predicted model, not a curated record. The transcript is spliced from 3 exons. Gene Ontology annotation, cellular component: mitochondrion. Gene Ontology annotation, biological process: translation. NCBI's taxonomy places the organism in Eukaryota, Fungi, Ascomycota, Sordariomycetes, Hypocreales, Nectriaceae.